UUUUCUGAUUUUUUGCAAAAAAUUGUCAUGUGCAGGUAUAUAACUUGAGUAUUUUCCAGAAUUAGAUAUAUAUGUUUCUUUGUUGACAAUAUGUCUAACAUUGCUGCCCAACGAAUUCAACGAGAAUUUAAUGAAGUCAUCAAAUCUGAUGAGGCUCAGAAGUUUUCCAUCAAAUUAGAAAUGGAUGGAAGUGAUUUUCGUCACAUCAAUGGGGAGAUUGCGGGUCCUCCAGACACACCGUAUGAGAGUGGCAACUUUAAAUUAGAAAUCAAAAUACCUGACACGUAUCCAUUCAAUCCACCCAAGGUCAAAUUUCUCACAAAAAUUUGGCAUCCCAACGUCUCAUCAGUGACUGGAGCCAUCUGCUUAGACAUCUUGAAAGACCAAUGGGCGGCCGCCAUGACGUUGCGGGUUGUGCUGCUGUCCCUGCAGGCGCUGCUGGCUGCGGCCGAGCCUGAUGACCCUCAGGACGCCGUGGUUGCCAACCAAUACAAGGAAAACAGAGCGCUCUUCACCAGCACAGCGCGAUACUGGACUACUGUUCAUGCUGGAGGCAAGCAACUCAACCCUGAUUUUGACAAGAAGAUUCACACGCUGCUAGACCUGGGCGUGGAGAAGCACCAGGCUCUGGUGGCGCUCUCUGCCUGUGACUGGAACUUAGACCGUGCCCUGGAACAGAUAUUCUCGUAGGCUUCAUCGCUGCCCUUUGCCUGCUUUGCUCCUGUACAAAUAGCAACUAAGUUAAGCCUCACGCUCUUCUAAAUAAAUGUAUUGGAAUAUCUACAAGAAAAAGCUAACAAUGCAUAGGUACCGUCUAUAAUAGAGUGCUAUUUAUGAAUCUUGUUAGCCCUUCUAGUUUACCAAUUCAAAUCUACAUUAUUUUAUCAAAUGGACUCAUUUUUUAAUCAGAGAGAUCAAUCACUGUGAUUUUAUGUGUAAAAGGUCAGAUAAUAAAAGACUUGAAUUAAAAUUUAGAGCACAAUUGAAAUAUAUUGCAAGCUGUUACCAAGUGAUUUAGACCUAGAUGGUUUACCAGUGAUUGAAACCUAGAUGAUUUACCGAGUGAUCCCGACCUAGAAACAUCUAAUUUAUUUCGUGAGAUUUACUAGACACAUGAUAAUGGAAAAACUUGAAUACAAACGAUUGUUUUUCCGUGGAGCUUAUGCGGAGUUCACUCGCACUCCGAUGCUUCGCCUCUGCUCAAACAUGGGUCAUUUUUCGUCACAUUUACAAGCCUCGUGAUAAUUUGACUGGUAAAAUAUGCCAGUCACACCAACGAUAUUUGUUGAGAACAUAACAUUGAUUUCCUUUCCAUCCGUUUUUAUUAGCUUGUCAUAUUAUAAAGCUCCUAAGUACCUUCAUUCUGUUUUUACUCAUGAAACAAACGAUUAUAUCCUAUAAUCGGUACUCAUUUGCUGAUGAAGUUUUUUGUGUUUGGUGACAAUUUAUAUUGUGAGACGUCAUCUUGGGCUGUCCUCGCUGAUGUAGGCUCUAGAAAGGUGAAGCGCUUGUUGUGCCAGGAGUUACUAGCUCAGUUAGUCCUUGUUGAGGAGUCAUACGGACAUGCAACGAAUCAUUCUUACCGACCAACACUGCAACCACCUGUUACUGUGUGAAAAAACAUUAUUAUGUGACGGAAAAUACACGGCUACCAGUUUCUCAAGUUCUCUCACAAUAAACUAUAAAUGGUGAACAUUUUUUGGGGCUUGAUAGCUGGUACUUCAUGUCUAAAUGAAAAAAUUCAUUAGUGUCAACGCAAAGCUCGCGACCACCUUGAAAUAAAUGUAUCCAGGAGCAGAAAAUGAAAAUGUAGGCGUUAGUGAAGACUGGGGUUAUCCCAUAAUACAAAUGUUUGUUUACUAGAGCAUCGUUCGUUCCUCUCGCCUGUCUUCAAAUUCUCCGUAUAUGUCACGCUCGUUGUUGGAAUUGUUUCUUACUAAUAUUAAGAUGCCUGUGUGUGUAGACAUGGAUAAUAAAUUUAAUUUUACUGAA
Molecule: messenger RNA, 1992 nt
Organism: Hyalella azteca
Lineage: Eukaryota; Metazoa; Arthropoda; Malacostraca; Amphipoda; Hyalellidae
Gene: Ubc4
Product: ubiquitin-conjugating enzyme E2 K
Exons: 5
Coding region: 91-690 (199 amino acids)
Biological process (GO): proteasome-mediated ubiquitin-dependent protein catabolic process; protein polyubiquitination
Cellular component (GO): nucleus
Molecular function (GO): protein binding; ubiquitin conjugating enzyme activity
Source: RefSeq, a predicted model, not a curated record